AUGGUUGCCUGGCCAUUGCACUCGCUGUGGCUGAUCCUCAGCCUCCUCAUCCACUCUGCCAAGAGGCACAAGGGGCUUCCCUGCSAAACUGUGCCUCAGUUUCUCCUCUGGAAGUGGGCUUUGAGCAAUGCUGACGUGCCAAAGACCUGUGCCAAUGCUGAUCUGUGGGGGAUUUCUCAUCCCCAUGGAGGSGGCUUACAGCAGCUAAAUUCACCUCUGGUGGAAAUGCCCACCAUGGACCCCUGGGGGCCYUGGAGGCCUCCAGCUCUGCUCUCACCUGCAGAUGCUGAGAAGAGCCCCAGCUACUGGAAUAAAGGGGCCAGGAGGAGACUGGAGCUGGCCCUAGCACUGCAGCAAGGGGCACAAAGRGCCAAAAACAUCAUCCUCUUCAUGGGCGACGGCAUGGGCCUGUCCACCAUGUCAGCAGCUCGGAUCUACAAGGGGCAGCUGUCCGGCAGCUCAGGCGAGGAGAGUGUCUUGGCCAUGGAGACCUUUCCCCACAUGGCCCUGGCCAAGGUGAGUGGGACAGUGCUGGGGGGGACAGUCCUGCUGUCCCUGCUUGAAACCCCACUGGACCCAUCUUGCUUCCAGACCUAUACCAUCGACCGUCAGGUGCCCGACAGCGCUGGCACCGGCACCGCCUACCUCUGUGGGGUGAAGACCAACGCCAAAACCCUGGGACUGAGCGGGGCGGCCGUCUAYGGAAAAUGCCGCAGCACCUUCGGCAACGAGGUGGACUCCAUCCUGCACCGGGCCAGGCUGGCGGGCAAGGCAGUGGGCAUCGUGACGACCACGCGGGUGCAGCACGCGUCCCCCGGGGCAGCCUACGCGCACUCGGCCAGCCGCAGCUGGUACGCCGACGCCAGCAUGCCCGCGGACGCCCUGCGCGACGGCUGCAAGGACAUCGCCCACCAGCUGGUGCACAACACCGACAUCAACGUGAUCCUGGGCGGCGGGAGGAUGUACAUGACCCCCAGGUCGACUGCAGACCCCGAGUACCCAGAGGACCCGGAUCAGAAUGGCAUCAGGAAGGACGGCCGGGACUUGAUUGCUGAGUGGCUGAGUGCCAGGCAGGGUGCCCGCUACGUCUGGGACAAGAAGGGUCUGGAUGCGGUCGAAGAGGACUCCGUGAGCCACCUCAUGGGCCUCUUUGAGCCCAAGGACAUGAGGUAUGAGCUGAACCGCAAUGCAUCCACGGACCCCUCCAUCGUGGAGAUGACGGAAAAGGCCAUCCGCAUCCUGCGCAGGAACCCCAAUGGCUUCUUCCUCUUUGUGGAAGAUGACCAUGUUUCCUGUGCAGGUGGCAGAAUCGACCACGGCCACCACAGCGGCCGGGCCAAGCAGGCGCUGAUGGAGGCCGUGAUGCUGGACCGGGCAGUGGCGCGGGCGGGCGAGCUCACCUCCCCUGCCGACACCCUGACCGUGGUGACGGCCGAUCACUCGCACGUCUUCACCUUUGGGGGCAGCACACCACGUGGCAACUCCAUCUUCGGACUGGCCCCCAAGAAGGCCAAGGACAAGCGAGCUUACACCAGCAUUCUCUAUGGUAAUGGUCCUGGCUACAGCAUCCGUGACGGGGCCCGUCCAGCUGCCAGCCUCCCUGCUGCAGAGGACAAGGACUACAGGCAGCAGGCAGCCGUGCCCCUGGAGACAGAGACUCACAGCGGGGAGGACGUGGUGGUGCUGGCCCAGGGCCCCAUGGCUCACCUGUUCCACGGGGUGCAGGAGCAGACCUACGUCGCCCACGCCAUGGCCUACGCCGCCUGCCUCGAGCCCUACGCCACRGAGCCCGGGUGCAGGGCAGCCCGCAGGGCCUCCCAUGGCACACAGUGCUCCCCACAUCCCCUGCUCGCCCUCUUGGCCCUCUGCAUGGCUGUCCUCAUGGUGGGGGGCUGAGAGGAGUCACUGUGGCCAGGACAAAGGGAUGCAAUAAAACACAGGUUGUCAGUCUCC
This is a messenger RNA of Malurus melanocephalus (red-backed fairy wren), 1953 nucleotides long. Its product is annotated as intestinal-type alkaline phosphatase-like. Gene Ontology annotation, molecular function: alkaline phosphatase activity. Gene Ontology annotation, cellular component: plasma membrane. The record is from RefSeq and is a predicted model, not a curated record. Gene Ontology annotation, biological process: dephosphorylation. Lineage: Eukaryota; Metazoa; Chordata; Aves; Passeriformes; Maluridae.